Brassica napus (rape) is the source of this 738-nucleotide messenger RNA. RefSeq lists its product as uncharacterized. Bases 1 to 738 code for a protein of 245 amino acids. The record is from RefSeq and is a predicted model, not a curated record. The transcript has a single exon. Lineage: Eukaryota; Viridiplantae; Streptophyta; Magnoliopsida; Brassicales; Brassicaceae.
AUGGUAUUGGGAAUCUCGGUAAAUGCAAGAGUGGAAGAGUGCAUCAGACACAGAAGAAGGUUCCAUCGAUUUCCAAUUUUUAACCAAGUGGAAGCUGAGAUAGAAAGAUUCAAAUCCAAUCUAAUGGAUGAAGAGGAUGUUUCAUUAUGGAGGAAUAGUAAGGGAGCUUAUAGGAACUCUUUCUCAGCUAAGGAGACUUGGCAAGUGAUAAGGAUGAAAUAUCAGAGCUGCUACUGGCAUAAGAUGGUUUGGUUUAAGCAUGCAACGCCAAAAUUCUCCUUUAUUCUAUGGACAGCAAUGCAUGAAAGACUCCCUACUGGAGAAAGAAUGAGUAGAUGGAGUGGAAGUGUUAAUACGGCUUGUGUGCUCUGUCAAGAUCCGCAUGAGACGUUGUCUCAUUUAUUUUUUGAUUGCCCAUAUUCUUCUCAGUUAUGGGAGGCUUUGAUGAAGGGAGUUAUGGAUAGGCAAUACACAUCGAGCUGGAGAGGUAUAAUACGUUUGGCGUUGGAUCAUUCCCUGGGGAAGAUCAAGCUAUUUACGGUGAGAUAUGGUUUUCAAUCAGCAGUAUACUCCAUUUGGAGGGAGAGAAACAGGAGAAGGCAUGGAGAAACAUCCUCGCCGGUGAGUUUGUUGAUCAGAAUGAUUGACAAAAACAUGAGGAAUAAAUUCUCCAUAAUAAGGAAGAAGGGAGAUAAAGAGUUUGAAGAAGGGAUGAGCUAUUGGUUUAGUACAAGAUGA